Molecule: messenger RNA, 1458 nt
Organism: Recurvomyces mirabilis
Lineage: Eukaryota; Fungi; Ascomycota; Dothideomycetes; Mycosphaerellales; Teratosphaeriaceae
Exons: 2
Coding region: 1-1458 (485 amino acids)
Molecular function (GO): hydrolase activity, acting on carbon-nitrogen (but not peptide) bonds, in cyclic amidines
Source: RefSeq, a predicted model, not a curated record
AUGGCUGGCGAAUUCCUGCGCUCGCACGGCAUCGACAUCAACGCAGAGAUGCAGCGAAUACAAUUUGGACAAGAUUCCACACAAUCAUACGAAUCAUCAACAACACCACCUCCAAUAACUAAGAUUGUCAACGCCAGCCUUCCCAACGCUCCAUCGGGCACAACAUGGGACGUCCAUUUCCAUAAUACUCCCACAUCAGCAGCCAAGGGCAGCAAUCCCGGCGUCUCCAAGAUAUUUCCCCACGAUCCUGCACAUUCUUCAGACGAAAUCACGGAGCAAGUUAUCGAUGCUCGUUCGGCUCUCCUGGCUCCAUCACUAUGCCACCCUCACAUCCACCUAGACAAACCCUACCUACUCUCCCACCCAAAAUACUCUGAUCUCCAAAUCCAGAAGGGUGACUUCGCGGAAGCCAUGGAACUUACUUCGAAAGCCAAAGCACAAUUCGAACAUCGGGACCUACUAGAACGAGGGCAGAGACUGAUAGACGAAAGCGUCAGCGCAGGAGUAACCCACAUCCGUGCUUUCGUCGAACUAGACGCAGGCGUAGGACGGAAAUGUCUCGAUGCCGGUCUCGAGCUGAAACGGAAGAAUGCAACGAGAUGUAUCGUCCAACUCUGUGCCUUUGCUCAACUCCCUCUCUUCACUUCCAGUCCUGACGACGAAACUGGAGCCGUGAUCCGUGGACUAAUGACCGAGGCGGCGAGGAUGCAAGAAGUAGACGUCCUAGGCUCAACACCCUACGUCAAGACCUCUCUUCCCGAACAACAAGAGAACGUCCGCUGGAUCGUCGACCUAGCCGUUCAACACCGGAAACAUCUGGAUCUCCACCUCGACUACCAUCUCGACGCCACCCAAACCCCUCUCGUCCACCACGUCAUCGCCACCCUCCACGCCAUCUCCUGGUCCUCCUCAAACCCGCAAAAAACAAUAAUCCUAGGCCACUGCACCCGCCUCACCCUCUUCUCCCCAGCCCAAUGGCACGACCUCCGCUGCUCAAUCAGCACCCUACCCCUCUACUUCGUCGGACUUCCCACGAGCGAUCUCUUCAUGAUGAGGCCUACGGACCCACUCCUACAGCGUCCGACACUUCACCCGGGCCAGAUGAUCCAGAGUUAUGGGUUGAAAUGCUGUUUAGGGGUGAAUAAUAUUGGGAAUGCGUUUACGCCGCAGGGAUCUGCUGAUCCACUCUUUUUGGCUUGUCAGGGUGUUGGGGUGUAUCAGAUGGGGAGGAAAGAGGAUGCGGGGGUGUUGUAUGGGUGUUUUAGUCGGUUGGCGAGGGAGGCGAUUGGUCUGGGGGAUGGAGGUAAAAAGGGCGAUGAUGUGGCACGGGGACAAGGACAGGAGAGUGACGGUGAUGGUAUCGAUCUAAGCGUACGGGAGGGUGAUGGUGAUCUCGUGCUCUUUGGCAGCGAGGCAGUGGAGUGGAGGACGAGGAGGAGUAUCGGCGAGGUUUUCUAA